Phalacrocorax carbo (great cormorant) is the source of this 3700-nucleotide messenger RNA. The record is from RefSeq and is a predicted model, not a curated record. NCBI's taxonomy places the organism in Eukaryota, Metazoa, Chordata, Aves, Suliformes, Phalacrocoracidae.
AUGGCAUUCGUUAGCUUUUUGAUCCCCUGCUUUGUGAUCGGCACUGAUAUCGCUUUCUCUUGCCAGAAUACUGACGACUUCGUGGGCGCCAGUUCUCCGGGGGACAUUGUUAUUGGAGGCUUGUUCGCAGUUCAUAGCGAAAUGCUGCAUCCAGAAGAGCAUUUCAUCAAGCCAGUAAUUCAGAAUUGCGCUGGCUUUGAAAUUCAAAUUUUUCUUCAGACACUUGCAAUGAUACAUGCUAUUGAAAUGAUCAACAAUUCAACGCUGUUGUCUGGAGUUACUCUGGGGUACGAAAUCUAUGACACAUGUGCAGAAGUUACAAAAGCCAUGGCAUCUGCUCUGAGGUUCCUGGCUAAAUUCAAUUCUUCUAAUGACGUUGUGGAGUUCAAGUGUAACUACUCAGACUACAUCCCAAGAAUUAAGGCAGUCACUGGAGCCAGCUACUCGGAGGUGUCAAUGGCCGUUUCAAGGCUGUUGGCUUUGCAACUAAUCCCACAGGUCAGUCCUGCAUCAUCAGCUGAAAUCCUCAGUGACAAAAUCCGGUUUCCUUCUUUCUUCAGGACUAUCCCCAGUGAUUUUCAUCAGACAAGAGCAAUGGCCCACUUGAUCUGUGAGUCUGGGUGGAAUUGGAUUGGAGUAAUAGCCACUGAUGAUGACAAUGGGCGCUUUGCUCUGGAGAGCUUUGGGGUCCAGGCCAUGGCAAACAAUGUUUGCAUAGCUUUUAAAGAAAUGCUGCCUGCCUACCUCUCUGACAACACCUUUCACACCAAAGUUGAUCACGCAGUUGAGAAGAUUGUCAAGGAAACCAAAGUAAAUGUUAUUGUUGUCUUUAUGAGACAGUUCCAUGUGCUAAAACUAUUUAAGAAAGCAAUUGAGAGGAAUGUAAAUAAAACCUGGAUUGCAAGUGAUAAUUGGUCAGCUGCAGUCAAAAUCAGUACCAUUCCCAAUAUCAGACAGCUGGGGACAAUUGUGGGAUUUGGAUUUAAAAGUGGAGACAUCUCCACAUUCCAAGACUUUCUGAGAAACCUUCAUGAAAAGCCCACUGACAACAACAAAUUUUUACAUGAAUAUAUUAUGCUUUUGUCAGUCUGUGCACACCUGGAAUACCACGAUUUUCAAACGUGCAUUUCAAACCAGUCCCAGGAUGAUCUACUGCAAAAUGUUGAAAAUAACCAUCAGAUCUGGAGAGAUGAUUUUUUGAACGCUAACAUUGAACCAGGAUUUAUCCAUAGUACUAUACUUGCAGUCUAUGCCAUUGCUCACGCCAUUAAAGGGCAAUGCAAAGACAGAAACUGCAAGGAUCCUUCUGCCUUUGCUCCCUGGCAGCUCCUUGAAGAACUUAAAAAAGUUACAGUCAUUGAUGAUGGUAAAGAGAUCAAGUUUGACUCCAAUGGAGAUAUGAGCACCAGUUACGAUGUACUUCUUUGGAAAGAAAUUGAUGGCCACAUGGAAAUCACCACUAUGGCAGAAUAUGACCCAGAGAAAGGUGACUUCAUCUUUGAGGAUGAGGAGAAAAAAAAAGAAUUUCUGGAUUUAAAGAAGGUUCAGUCAACAUGCUCCCAGCACUGCAGGCCAGGCCAGAUGAAAAAGGUUACAGAAAGCCCACACACAUGCUGCUAUGAGUGUGUUUACUGCCCAGAAAACCAUUACAGCAAUCAAACAGAUAUGGAUUACUGCUACCGAUGUAACAACAAAACCUACUGGGCUCCCGUCAACAGUACCACAUGCUACAGAAAGACAAUCCAUUUCCUCGCCUGGACUGACUGGUUUGCUAUUUUCCUCCUCCUCCUCUCUGCUUUUGGGGUUGUGUUGGUUUUGUCAAUCAGUGUAAUAUUUACUAAAAACUUGAACACGCCGGUUGUAAAGGCGUCUGGAGGGCUGACUGUCUGCUAUAUUAUUCUCUUCAGCCACUUCUUAAUUUUUUUAAGCACCGUCUUCUUCAUAGAUGAACCCACAGAAUUCAAGUGUAAGACUAGGCAAGCCCUCUUUGGCAUAAGUUUUGCGCUCUGCAUUUCAUGUAUUUUAAUAAAGUCACUAAAAAUUUUGCUGGCCUUCAGCUUUGAUCCCAAGCUGCGGAAUUUCCUGAAAUGCAUGUAUAAACCUAUUCCCACUGUGGUUGCCUGCACUGGAAUUCAAGUUAUCAUUUGCACCUUCUGGCUAAUAUUUAGGACACCUUUUGUAAAGCAAAAUUUCUCAAUCCCAAGAGCAAUAAUUCUGGAGUGCAAUGAGGGCUCUAUUGUGGCUUUUGGGAUUAUGCUGGGCUACAUCGCUGCCCUAGCCUUCGUUUGCUUCAUAUUUGCCUUUAAAGGUAGGAAGUUGCCAGAGAACUACAAUGAAGCUAAAUUCAUCACCUUUGGCAUGCUAAUUUACUUUAUAGCAUGGAUUGUAUUUAUCCCCGUCUAUGCAACUACAUUUGGCAAAUACCUGCCAGCAGUGGAAAUCAUCGUUGUCUUAAUAUCCAAUUAUGGAAUCCUCUGCUGCACUUUUUUUCCGAAGUGCUAUAUCAUCAUUUACAAGCAAGAAACGAACACAAAAUCUGCCUUUCUCAAAAUGGUUUACACAUAUUCCUCCAAGAGUGCAGGCAGCGUUGCUGUUAGUCAGUUUUCUUUGGAUUCAAAGUCUUCCAGCUCCCGAGCUACUAUCUCAGACUCAUGUAAAUCUGAGAAAAACUCUGCGAAUGGAAAUUGCCAUUUCCAAGUGCCUGAGCAGAGACUAAUAAAAGGGGAAGUUCUUCCUAAAAAUACUGCAAGGACUGUGGCCAGGAAAAGACUCUCCAGCAUAUGACUGAGCAGCAUUAAAGUACUAGAAGAUGAAAAGCCAACUUUGGGAGCCAUUUUUCUUUCAGGUCUCUUUCCUUUUGGCAUCCCCAAAGAGAGCAGGCCACGCAAAAUGCGUUCUUCUCUGGUACAUAAGCCGUUAUCCAUUACCAGAUUUGCAAGGCGUUCCUUGCUAACAGAGUCCAGCCCUGCUCCUGCAGGCACCAUGAGGUACGGUCCCCUUCAGCAGUGCCCUUCCAUCCCCGGCCCCCUCACGUAGACUUUCAGGAACCUAUUCUUCAAUCUCACUUCCCUGAGUGAGGCAGAAGCAUCAGAAGAGUAUUAUUUCUCACAGACUUGUAGAUGGGAACAUAUGGGUUUACCCCACUUGUUUUGUGUCUUUGGUGCCCAACUGUUUAAGGAGCUCUUCUUCUCACCUGGCUCUGUUUUACAGAUCAAAGAGAUCCCUCUCCCAGCCUUUGUUUGCUAGGCUAAACAAGCUCAGUCCUUUAGUCUCCACUUUUGAGAUAGGCUUUCCAUUCUCCUGAGCAUUACAAAGUAACCCUUUUCAGCCGGUAUCAGUGAAUCCUUUUUCUUUUUUCCCUCCCCAAAACUGCACACCUUAUUGCAGACAAGUGUUGCAGUUACUUUUAAAGUUCCUUGUAUUUGCCAGGUUGAUAAUGAACUAGAGACAGGUCUACCUGAAAAUCAAAGAACUGCUCUGGAGCUCUGUAGUUAUACAUAUGUCCAUCUACCUUCUUUCCCCCGUCCUCAGAGGACAUACGCUGAUUCACCUCAUGCACCUCCUCUGAUGCAUGAGGAGAGAGGACCCACUAUGUUUGUCCCCAGGUGUCCUCUUAGUUGAGGACGUAAUGUCAAUAAACACUAAUUGAUCCCUCUCUUUAGCAUAAAUGAUGUAAUGGCCAGGAUCAGCAUGAGUGCAA